This is a messenger RNA of Eurytemora carolleeae, 847 nucleotides long. RefSeq names its product netrin receptor UNC5B. The annotation marks the transcript as partial. The record is from RefSeq and is a predicted model, not a curated record. Lineage: Eukaryota; Metazoa; Arthropoda; Copepoda; Calanoida; Temoridae. The transcript is spliced from 5 exons.
AGGAACAGGACGAUUGGAAGUUGAAUCUUGUUCCUAGGGAUGAGCGGAACAAUGAAACCGGAGGAUGAGAAGAGGAUGAUCCGGAGAGGAAUAACUCAGCCUCACGAUAAACUGAUUUCUAUCCACGGACCAGUGUCCACCAAACCUCCGAGGAAAGGGGGUACACAAUUUCUUAGCCUCAGAGGUUAUAGUUAUCACUAUUUAUAGAAUAUGUCUACAAAAUCGGAGAAAAUAUGACAGUUACAAAAACAUAAGUGCAUAACAUAUUGUUAUUUUAUGAAUAAUUUAGAUCUUUUAAAAUCUUUCAAACUUUUCCGUAUCGACAGAUUUUAAGCAAUUUUCUCCAAUAAACUCAUCAGUGAAGUUUUUAAUCAUGUAUUCAGAAAGAUAAAGUUUUACAAAGUGCCGAGUGUCGAGGGGAAAAUGGAUCUAUUAAAUAGAAUCUGGAUCAGUGAAUUUACAAGGCGCAAGAAUGAUUAAGAAAAUGCCGCGCACUUUUUUUAACCCAGUUAGAAUUCUAGUCGUCUUCAUCUUUCUCCACUUUUACGGAAUCUCUGUUAAAACAGCAAUUAAAGAUGAUGGCAUGAGAGGUUUUCAUCCCAACGAUAUCCUCGGGUUGCCGCCUAAACCUACGAAACCUGUUUUCCUGGCGGAGCCCCAGGAUGGGUAUAUUGUAAAAUCCAGAUCAGCUGUUCUCAAUUGUACUGUUAUACACGGCAACAAGGCGUACUUCAGCUGUAACGGAGAGGCCUUAGCAAAAUCUGUUAAACAUUCAGAACAGGAUCUUGUGGAUGCAGAUACAGGAGAAAUCAUCAGAAUUCUCACCAUAGAGAUAACAAGAGAACAG